GGCCAUUGAUAUGUCACAAGGAGUCGGCGUUCGAAUUUGGCUUCGAGUGGGAUGAAGAUUUUGGGGUUCCGGGAGCGUUCGUCAUCAAGAACAAUCAUCCCAACGAGUUCUUCCUCAAAACCAUUACCCUUCAUGACCUUCCCAAUCAUGGCGAUGUCCACUUUGUAUGCCACUCUUGGGUUUAUCCGGCUUCCAAAUACAACUACGACCGCGUCUUCUUCGCAAACCAGGGAAUUCUUCCGCAGUGAUGGUGAGGGGCUCUUUAAAUUCCCAACCCCACAGAGGAUAAAACUGAAUGGAGAACCGAUGAUGAAUUUGGAAGAGAAAUGCUGGCUGGAGUGAACCCUGUCAUCAUUAGUCGCCUCCAAGAGUUCCCACCAAAAAGUAAAAUCACAAAACAGAAUAUCCUAGGCAGAUUAGAUGGUCUUUAGGUAACUUCAUUUUGUUUGUUGGUUGCACUUAAUUUGUAAAACCCCAAUAUUCUAAAAGCAAAGUGUACACACCAGCUGAACAAGGUGUUGAAAAUGGUGUGUGGCAAUUAGCUAAAGCUUAUGUUGCUGUGAAUGAUUCAGGGGUUCAUCAGUUGGUCAGCCACUGGUUGAACACACAUGCUGUGAUUGAGCCAUUCGUUAUUGCAACAAAUAGGCAAUUGAGCGCACUUCACCCAAUAUAUAAGCUUCUGCAUCCCCAUUUUCGUGACACCAUGACUAUCAAUGCUUUGGCUCGCCAGAUAUUGAUCAAUGCUGGUUGAAUUCUUGAGAAGACAGUUUUCCCUGACAGCUAUGCCAUGGAAAUGUCUGCUGUAGUUUACAAGGAUUGCGUUUUCACUGACCAGGCACUCCCAACUGAUCUUGUAAAGAGAGGUGUGGCUGUAGAAGACCCGAAUUCCCCACAUGGUGUUCGCCUACUAAUUGAGGACUACCCGUAUGCUGUUGAUGGGCUAGUAAUAUGGUCAUCUAUCAAAACAUGGGUAGAUGAAUACUGCAAGUUAUAUUACAAAUAAGAUGGCAUGGUACUGAAAGAUACUGAACUUCAGGCUUGGUGGAAGGAACUCCGAGAGCAAGGACAUGGUGAUUUAAAAGAUAAGCCAUGGUGGCCUAAAAUGCAGACAGUCCAGGAGCUGAUUGACUCAUGUACCAUUAUCAUCUGGAUAGCAUCUGCUCUUCAUGCAGCUGUGAACUUUGGUCAAUAUCCCUAUGCUGGUUAUCUCCCAAACCGCCCAACUCUGUGCCGCAGAUUCAUGCCGGAGCCUGGAACUACCGAGUACAAGGAGCUUGAGACUGAUCCAAAAAAUGUUUUCCUAAGAACAAUCACUGCUCAGCUCCAGACACUGCUAGGUGUUUCCCUUAUUGAGAUUUUGUCAAGGCAUCCUUCGGAUGAGGGCAAAGAGAGUCCCCUGAGUGGACAAAAGACCAGGAAGCUCGUGACGCAUUUGCACGAUUUGGAAAGAAGCUUGGGGAUAUUGAGGAUGGCAUAAUGAAAAUGAACACAGAUGUAAAACUGAAGAACAGGACAGGGCCUGUGAAGGUACCGUACACGUUGCUCUUCCCUACAAGCGAAGCCGAUCUAACUAGCAAAGGCAUUCCAAACAGUGUCUCAAUCUAGAGCUUCAGAACCUGUAAUAUUUUUCUGCUGCUUUGACUAUCCUCUCUGAAGAACCCAUCAGGAUUUAGGGCUCUCACAGGUCCCUCAUGGUUGACUUUGGGAGACUCAUCUGAUUUCAGAAUGGAAUUUUGUUGGGGAUCAGCAUAUCUGGGCGGCUUUGUUCCCUUUUCUAGGGCAUUUGGUAUGCGUAUUAGCCUCUCGAGGCCCUGGGCAGUAGCACGAUUCAAUCUGCAGAUCGACCUUGUGAAUUCUAUUUCAUUCAAUACUAAAUGUACUGCGCGCGCACGUUAAGGUCCAAUCAUGGGAAGUAUGAAUGAAGCUUUCCCUUAAUUGUUGCAUUUUUGAAUAUCUCACAAAGGCUAUGGAUAAAUGGCAUGACUAGAG
Cuscuta campestris is the source of this 1989-nucleotide messenger RNA. Lineage: Eukaryota; Viridiplantae; Streptophyta; Magnoliopsida; Solanales; Convolvulaceae. The record is from the annotation of a GenBank genome assembly.